Messenger RNA from Danio rerio (zebrafish), 2228 nucleotides. Lineage: Eukaryota; Metazoa; Chordata; Actinopteri; Cypriniformes; Danionidae. The record is from RefSeq and is a predicted model, not a curated record.
GAGAGAGAGAGAGAGAGAGAGAGAGAGAGCGAACGCACAUGAGCGCACAACCACUGGAAUCAAGCAGAAUAUGAGAAGGAGACGGACAGAAUCAGAUGGAGAAAGAGAGAGAGAGAGAAAGGACACAGAGGCUCGGACGGAUGAAACAGAUGCUCCAGCUUGAUCUCUUCAGCAUCAUGAGGACAAUACUGAACAACCUGCACACCAGACUGACAUAGCAGCACAUUCCUCCUCAUUCACAUCAAGCUGGACCAGUCUCAUCAUCUCCAUCACCCAGGUCUUAGUAAUACCUGGAGCAAAGGAACACCAGCAAGACAAAGAAAACUAAACGUGUUAGACCUCCAACACUCCAUCUAUCCUUUUGAUGGUACGAUAGAACUGUGGAUGAACUAAUCUUGAUUCGACAAUAUGCUCUGGAUCACAUUCUCCACCAUGAGGCUGUUCUUCACGCAGGAGCACAGGGAGAGUAACGCAGUAAUACUUUGAUUCACAGACUCAAUUUGUUUUUAAUGAGCUGGAAUGCCUUUCCCCUGCCAAGAUAAAGAAGUUGAAUGAUGCUCAGUGAGCCAUGCCCUUCAACACCUGCACACUCUCAUAGACCAGCACAGGUUUGCCUAGGAAUCCAAGAGGAAUGCUCAUACUUAAAAUUCUGCACAUGCUACCAUUUAGCCUUCAGAUUUCAUUUUUUUUCUUCUGCGUAUUACUUCUGAAGCCAAAUCUUGUUGAAGUUAAAAUGAGAUGAGAUGUGUUUGAGGCUGUAGGGUUGGUCUCAAGGACCUGCUAAGUGGCGAAAUAUAUUUAAGGAGGAUGUCACAAGUCUUGGGUUGAUCUGCAGACUGGUAAAACUGAGAACACCUACAGACAAAAACAAGACUUCAGGAUGUCUGACUUCACGAAAGGUCAUUGAUUGUAAAUUUGGAAAUCAUAAACCGAAAAUCCUAAAAAAAUUGCAAAAUGGCCGAACUUGCUGGAUACAAUGGCAACGAGAGCUUCAUGCUUGCAACCGAUCUGCCUUUCAACUCUACCGGUGACUACGAGUAUUAUGAAUCUGAACCUGACGCCAGCAAAAUCAUCAUCCCCUCCAUCUAUGCACUGGUUUGUUGCAUCGGCGUCACAGGAAACGCAAUGGUCAUCUACGUCAUCCUCAAAUACGCCAAAAUGAAGACGGCCACCAACAUCUACAUUCUUAAUCUAGCCAUAGCGGAUGAACUCUUCAUGCUGAGCGUCCCGUUCCUGGCAACUUCAGCCGCAGUGCACCACUGGCCGUUCGGUUCACUUAUGUGUCGCUUGGUUCUCAGCGUGGACGGCAUUAACAUGUUCACCAGCAUCUUCUGCCUGACCGUGUUGAGUGUGGAUCGCUAUAUCGCUGUCGUGCACCCAAUCAAAGCGGCUCGCUACCGACGCCCUACAGUUGCAAAAGUGGUCAACGUUUGCGUUUGGGGACUGUCGUUGCUUGUAAUCCUACCCAUUAUUAUCUUCGCAGACACCGUCCCUGCGCAGGAUGGAGGGGUGGACUGCAAUUUCAUGUGGCCUGAGUCUUCGUGGUCCGAAGCGUUCGUGGUUUAUACGUUCCUACUAGGGUUUUUGCUCCCCGUUGGAGCCAUUUGUUUGUGCUACUGCUUGAUCGUGGUACGCAUGCGGGCCGUGGGUUUGAAAGCAGGCUGGUUGCAGAGGCGACGCUCUGAGAAGAAGAUCACACGCAUGGUGCUGCUGGUGGUCGCUGUUUUUGUGCUCUGCUGGAUGCCGUUUUACAUCGUGCAGUUGAUAAGUGUGUUUCGCAAGCCACCGGACCCCAUGGUGACUCAGCUCUUUGUUAUUCUGAGCUAUGCCAACAGCGGCGCCAACCCCAUUCUCUAUGGGUUUGUGUCAGACAACUUCCGCCGCUCAUUCCAGCGCAUCAUAUGCUUUCGCUGGCUGGAGAAUGGACUGGAUGCCGAGCAGGUGGACUACUGUGCUGUGGCCCUUCGCCGGCAGACCACAUGCGGCCAACAGGACUUUCCCAAAGAGUGCUUGGCUUCUGAUAUGGUGUUUCGUAAUGGAACCUGCACAUCUCGUACCACCACUCUGUGAGAGGGUAUUCGGUGAGAGAGUUUAAAGAGAUAGAUUAUCCAAAAAUGCAUAUUCUGUCUAUUACUUCUGAAGUGGACUGACUUUCUUAGGAGGUAUGUUGGGAGGACAAUACAGUGAAAAAAAAAAGAUUUUCGUUAAAUCGUCGCAAACAAUUUAUA